This is a messenger RNA of Rangifer tarandus platyrhynchus (Svalbard reindeer), 1572 nucleotides long. NCBI's taxonomy places the organism in Eukaryota, Metazoa, Chordata, Mammalia, Artiodactyla, Cervidae. The record is from the annotation of a GenBank genome assembly.
AUGGCCCGCAGGGUGCUCAAGCUCGCUUCGUGGACCAGCAUGGCUCUCGCCGCCUCCGGCGUCUGCCUCUACAGCAGCAAGUGCUUGGACCCCAACGACUUUGGUGCUAUCAGGGUGGGCCGAGCGGUGGCCACGACAGCUGUGAUCAGUUACGACUAUCUUACAUCCCUGAGGAGUGUCCCCUAUGGCUCAGAGGAAUACUUGCAGCUUCGAUCCAAGGUACACCUCCGCUCUGCCAGGCGCCUCUGCGAGCUCUGCUGUGCCAACCGGGGCACGUUCAUCAAGGUGGGCCAGCACCUGGGGGCUCUGGACUACCUGCUGCCGGAAGAGUACACCAGCACGCUGAAGGUGCUGCACAGCCAGGCCCCGCAGAGCAGCAUGAAGGAAGUGCGCCAGGUCAUCCGCGAGGACCUGGGCAGAGAGAUUCAUGAUUUGUUCCUGAGCUUUGAUGACACCCCUCUGGGAGCGGCCUCCCUGGCCCAGGUCCACAAGGCCGUGCUGCGUGAUGGGCGGACGGUGGCUGUGAAGGUCCAGCACCCAAAGGUGCAGGCUCAGAGCUCGAAGGACAUUCUUCUGAUGGAGGUGCUUGUCCUGGCCGUGAAGCAGCUGUUUCCAGAGUUUGAGUUCAUGUGGUUGGUGGAUGAAGCCAAGAAGAACCUGCCUCUGGAGUUGGAUUUCCUCAAUGAGGGAAGGAACGCUGAGAAAGUGGCCCAAAUGCUGAAGCACUUUGACUUCUUAAAGGUCCCCCGCAUCUACUGGGAGCUGUCCACCAAGCGGGUGCUUCUGAUGGAGUUUGUGGAUGGCGGGCAGGUCAACGACAGACACUACAUGGAGCGGAACAAGAUUGACGUCAACGAGAUCUCGCGUCACCUGGGCAGGAUGUACAGCGAGAUGAUCUUUGUCAACGGCUUCGUGCACUGUGACCCCCACCCAGGCAAUGUGCUGGUGCGGAAGCGGCCGGACACGGGAAAGGUGGAGAUUGUCCUGUUGGACCACGGACUGUACCAGGCGCUCACGGAGGAGUUCCGCCUGGACUACUGCCGCCUCUGGCAGUCGCUGAUCUGGACCGACAUGCAGAGAGUGAGGAAGUACGGCCAGCGCCUGGGAGCCGGCGACCUCUACCCCUUGUUCGCCUGCAUGCUGACGGCCCGGUCCUGGGACGCGGUCAACAGGGGCAUCGGCCAGACUCCCGUCACCGCCACAGAGGACUCAGAGAUCCGCAACCACGCGGCCAACUACCUCCCCCAGAUCAGCCAGCUCCUCAACCGCGUGCCGCGCCAGAUGCUGCUCAUCUUCAAGACCAACGACCUGCUGCGAGGCAUCGAGGCCGCCCUGGGCAUCCGCGCCAGCGCCAGCUCCUUCCUCAACAUGUCGCGAUGCUGCAUCAGGGCACUGGCCGCGCACAAGAAGCAGAAGACCCGUUCACUCUUCAGAAGGGCCCGGAUCUCUCUCAGGGAGGCCUUCAGCUUAUGGAAGAUCAACCUUCACGAGCUCGUUCUGCACGUGAAGGGGCUGAGGCUCACCGGCUGGGUCUGGGCUCUGCUCUGCUGGCUGCUGCCUGCUCCACACUGA